Daldinia caldariorum is the source of this 4063-nucleotide messenger RNA. Its product is annotated as tubulin folding cofactor D C terminal-domain-containing protein. Gene Ontology annotation, biological process: post-chaperonin tubulin folding pathway; tubulin complex assembly; microtubule cytoskeleton organization. Lineage: Eukaryota; Fungi; Ascomycota; Sordariomycetes; Xylariales; Hypoxylaceae. The record is from RefSeq and is a predicted model, not a curated record. Bases 110 to 3817 code for a protein of 1235 amino acids. The transcript is spliced from 3 exons. Gene Ontology annotation, molecular function: beta-tubulin binding; GTPase activator activity.
AAUAAGAAAAGAGUCGAAUGCUCUCCUAUCAAAGGCUAUCAUUCAACCCCUGGCAUUAUAACUAUUCGACAAACCAUCACAAUAGUCUGGCUUUAACCUUGGUGUGAUAAUGGACGCCCCUGAACAUGAUCGGGAUGUCGUCAUCCAGAAAUAUUCCCUAGAUCUAAUCGCUGAUUUUGAUCGUUCCUUGAUACCGUUUCUGAAGAAGCCCAAUGGUCAACUUCGGAGGCGCGUGCGUAUGAGGGAAACGACAAGAUUGAUGUCUCUUGUUCUGGAACCAUUCCAAGAGCUGCCACAACUGCUUGAUCCGCAUUUGCCCAAGUGGUUGCCGACAUUGGCGGAGGCAUACCUGGGGUGUUUACAGGAUCAUCGUAAACACAGAUCACUAUCAAUGCGGUCUCAACUUCUUCUUCCCCUCUCUGACGCAAUAUGCAAGCUUCUAUAUACGUUUUGCAAGAUUCGAGGCGAGAAAGUUAUCGUUAGGUUCCUAAAUGUAGAGACGAGAUAUCUAGAGCUUCUCCUGCUCGCGAUAGAAGAAUCAGAGCGCAAUGCUGAUUCAGCUACUUCGUGGACUUGGCAUGAAAGAUACAUUGUUCUACUGUGGCUAUCGCAACUAUUCUUCGCUCCAUUUGAUCUCUCAACUAUAUCAUCUGGCGACGCCGACGAUCUUGAUCGGUUAGCUCUUCCCGGAUUUGAGUGGCCGUCCCAAGUCCCAGGCAUCGCCUUAAGGGUUAUUCCUCUAGCGGUCAAAUAUAUUGCGUCUCCUGGAAAGGAGAGGGAUGGAGCAAAAGCACUCCUAGUUCGCGUCGCUAUGCGGAAAGACAUGCAGGAAUUAGGAAUCCUUAACGCUCUAGUGAAAUGGGCUUUGUCGACAUUAAAACCGUCGGGGGAUGCUCCGGCUGAGUCUCCAUACUAUUAUAUUGGCACCAUAUCAUUCUUAGCUGGGGUUCUUGGUGCUGCCGCGAAUACAUCUAUCAUGGAUCCGUACCUUUCUGCCAUUUUCGGUACCACACGGGCUAUCGCCGCUGAGAAGAAUCCCGUUUUCGACGUCAUCACCGGCUCUGCGCUGGCUCGAAAACUGCUUAUUAAAGUCACGCGCUCAGUGGUCACUCUGGUCUUGCGGAAGUCGGAGCAAUCUGAUGCUGAUACUGAAUUGGUAGAAGCUUCCAUAGGAUAUAUGCUUGAAAGACUAGCUGAUAAUGAUACGCCGGUACGCUUCGCUGCUAGCAAAGCGCUUAGUAUUAUCACGCUUAAACUUGAGCCCGAAAUGGCUUCACAGGUCAUUGAAGCUGUGUUGGACUCACUCAACCGAAACGUGCUCUGGGUGAAAAAUAAGACAAACCCGUCUGCUCGUCCUACGCGAGACAUUACAGCUGUCGAUCCGCUUGAGUGGCAUGGGUUAAUGCUUACUCUUUCACACCUUUUAUAUCGAAGAUCGCCACCUCCUGAAGACCUAUCAAAUAUCAUCCAUGCCCUAUUGAUGGGACUUUCUUUCGAGAAGCGAAGCCCGUCGGGAGGUUCAAUUGGUACCAACGUCAGAGAUGCAUCUUGCUUCGGCAUCUGGGCGCUGGCCCGUCGUUACAACACUUCCGAGCUGCUUCAAGUACAAACGAAAUCCGUGUUAGUCGCUAGGGGACAUGACCCAGCUGCGUCAAUACUACAAGUAAUUGCUACCGAAUUGGUGGUGACAGCUUCACUUGACCCCGCAGGGAACAUUAGGCGCGGUGCAUCCGCCGCCCUCCAGGAAUUAAUCGGUCGCCAUCCCGACAUCGUCGAGAAGGGGAUUUCUCUAGUACAGACAGUUGAUUAUCAUGCUGUUGCUCUCCGCUCUAGAGCAAUACACGAAGUUGCCUUACAAGCAACAAGAUUAUCACCACAUUACGGCCGUGCGCUGUUAGAAGCAACUCUUGGGUGGCGAGGGAUUGGAGAUAUGGACUCAGGGGCUCGGAGAGUAGCAGCUACUUCUUUUGGCGCGCUGACGGCCGAACUAAUCAAUAUCGGAACCUCCGACCCCUUAGGUCAUUUCAAGGGCGCUGUUAACUUGCUUUUAUCUCGACUUGAAGCCCUUCAAGUAAGACAGGUAGAAGAACGACACGGACUUCUAUUGAGCCUUGCGGCUAUCUUUGACCUCCUUCCACACCUUCUCAAGGACAGAAAGCCUGAAUCCCUUCAGGAAGUACCAACGACUGAGAUCUGCACCGCUUUAAAAAAGGUCCUAGAGGAUUUUAAAAACACCAAGUACAGGAAGCCGGAGCUGAUCGCAGAGGCUGCUGGUCAACUAAUAGUAUCAUCGACCCCGGUUCUCCUACUAAGUGUUAUGCAAAACUGUUCCCCAGAUAUUCCAAAACCGAGUUUGCAGUCUGGUCCUGCGAUUGUGGAGGAGGAUAAAUCUGAGUUAUUGAGUUUGGUUGCUAAAUUCUUGGACACAUUACAGGUUGAUCGCCCGAAUUAUGUCGUCGAGCUAUUAGAAGCCUUGGAGAAUGCUCUCGAUAAUUGGCUAGACAGAAAUGAGAGUGAAGUAGUCAAGACUUCAUCAAAAGCUGCUCUAGUUCUACUUCUUUUUGCUACCCAAGAACGCCGUAGUCAAAUCAUCGAAGAAUGGUCCAAUAAAGUACGCCGUUCACAAGCACCGCGUACUAAGCACGGUGACGGUUUUUUCCAUGCCCUUACCUGUGCAUACCAACUCCAACAACUCCAGCAAAAUGAACACGGUCUUUCAGAGGGCGCUCUAGCGAGUAAAGUACUUGCAGAAAGAUGGGCGCAAGACAGCGAUAUCGAAAAUCAUGUCGCGAUUUUGCAAAGUCUAGUGGGCAGAGCUAUCCUUAGGGACAGACCAUUAGAUUUUCUCACAAUCGUCUCAGAAGGUCUGGAUGACUAUACUACGAACGCACGCGGAGAUAUCGGCUCCCAUGUCCGUCUAGAAGCUAUUAAAGCAACGAAGACUCUGCGGGAGUCGAGGAAAGAUGAAGAACAGAUCAUCUCAACUCUCUUCCCACGUAUACUUCGGUUAGCAGCUGAGAAGUUGGAUCGAGUUCGUACCGAAGCACAAUCAGCCUUAACCCUAUUUAUACAUCCAAGAAAUACUCAGACGUUCGGCAAGCUAUCUUUUUCCUCGAAAGAAUAUUUCAAUUUUCUGCUUCGCCUCUGCGAUAAGGAGCAGUUAGACCCAACUGUGGCACAGUAUCGGACACUCAACCUAGACGACUGCAUAUCCAUACUGUUGGCUGGCCUCGUAACCUCAGCUGAUACAGGUAACGAAGACUUGGUUAUAGUCAGCAGAGCCGCACUCGCCGACUUCUGCGUGGAGUCAGCAGAGAAUCUAAAGCAGAUAUGCGCCGCUUUCCUUCGCAACCUCAAGCAAUACCAGGGCCAAGACCGGGUAAUUGUCCCUACGCUGGAAGUCGUAGCGUUCCUGUUUCACGUUGGCGUCCUGCAGCAGUGUGCCGAGAUGAACCUGCGGCAGCUCUGCGUCCUCGUGCAGAAGGCGGCGUACAAGACCGGCAACGUGCGCAAGCUCGAGGCCUGCAUCAAAGUCUACGGCGCCAUCGCAGCCGUCGACGCGGCUGGCGACAUGUCGGGCAUGUCGUCGGAGCUGGCGACGAAACGGCGCGAGGGCGUGCUCGAAGCGAAGAAGAGGCUCGCUGCUCUUCUGGCUCACCCCUGGCCUAGGGCGAGGUGCUUGGUCGUCGAUGAGCUCUGGGAGUUGAUAGGUGAUGACGAUGGAGAUGCAAGACGUGCAAAGCUGCUCGCGGUGGAUUGGGGCAAAGCCGAAAAAUCCUACGUUAAAAAUAUCGUGGGAGAGCUAGGACUCGAGUAAAGGGGUAGGUAAAUGGCUAGACCACGAGCUCGCUAGUUACUCGCAGGCCAUGUUUCUACAUAAUUCUCUACUUGCUAUAUUAAAUCAAUGGACUCAAAGGGGAACCAUAAUGCGAUUUGGUGUGUAGUAACUGACAAAUGGUCAUGUGCAAUAAAAAUGAGAUGGAAAUUAGAUAUAAAUAAGUAUCAUGAUGUUAACCCGGGGCAUGUAAAUAGGAACUAUUCGCAUAUUAUAAAACACCCACGC